Molecule: messenger RNA, 2182 nt
Organism: Priapulus caudatus
Lineage: Eukaryota; Metazoa; Priapulida; Priapulimorpha; Priapulimorphida; Priapulidae
Product: UDP-glucose 4-epimerase-like
Exons: 10
Coding region: 262-1332 (356 amino acids)
Biological process (GO): beta-D-galactose catabolic process via UDP-galactose, Leloir pathway
Cellular component (GO): cytosol
Molecular function (GO): UDP-glucose 4-epimerase activity
Source: RefSeq, a predicted model, not a curated record
GUUAUUGUUUGUUUAUUUAUUUAUUUAAAUACGGUACAUUGGUAAAAAGAUAUACCAACGUGAGCUUGCAAGCUCGUCACCGUCAGUGCAAUAAAAAAACAAAAACAGUUCUUAAUUGCUUGUCAGUGUUGCUGCAUUCGCUCAAGGGUUCAUCAAGGGUCGUUUUUCCUAAGACACAAGAACAGUGAAACGUGGCAACAAGUUGCAGGACGCUGCGAAUGAAAAGUUACAACUACAAGGUUCUGACAACAGCCCCUUGAGAUGGGAGAAACAGAGUAUGUCUUUGUCACUGGCGGGGCAGGAUACAUCGGUAGCCACACGGUUCUGGAGCUACUAAACAAGGGUUACCAGCCUGUAGUCAUGGACAACUUCUCAAAUUCCUGUAAAGGCUGUGAUAGUGCUUCCCAACGUGGCAUUCCAGAGAGUUUGGUACGGGUUGAACAGCUGACAGGAAAGGAGAUAAUCUUCUUCAAAGCUGACAUAUUAGACAAGUCUGCUCUCAGAAAAGUGUUCAGUAAGUACAACUUUCUUUGCGUGAUUCACUUUGCGGGACUGAAGGCUGUAGGGGAAUCCAGUACGAUACCUAUGUCCUACUAUAGAGUCAACGUGGGAGGAACCAUCAAUCUAGUCGAGGUCAUGAAGGAGUUUGGAGUUCACAAUCUGGUGUUCUCGAGCUCUGCGACGGUUUAUGGAGAACCCCAGUACCUGCCUCUGGACGAAUGCCACGCGGUGGGAUCUUGCACGAACCCGUAUGGCAAGACCAAGUACUUCAUCGAAGAGAUCCUUAAAGAUCUACAUCAUGCGGAACCGAACUGGAACGUCUUCUUGCUGCGCUACUUCAAUCCCGUCGGGUCUCACGCGUCUGGUCGCAUCGGAGAAGACCCGCUUGAUGCCCCCAACAACCUGAUGCCCUACGUCUCGCAGGUCGCCAUCGGGCGGCGCCCCCUGCUGAGCGUUUUCGGCGACGACUACCCGACAACAGACGGAACAGGAGUGAGGGAUUACAUCCACGUAGUUGACUUGGCAGUUGGGCAUGUGGCUUGUUUGAAAAAAUUGCACGACAACCCAGGACUGAAGAUAUACAAUCUUGGUACUGGGCAAGGCUACUCUGUUCUAGAGAUGGUAAAAGCCUUUGAGGCAGCAUCGGGCCAAAAGGUACCUUAUAAGGUUGUUGGCAGGCGAUCAGGAGACGUGGCAUCAGUUUACGCCGCCACCACACUAGCUUACGAGGAACUAGGAUGGAAAGCAGAACGAGGGCUGGCUGAGAUGUGUACAGACCUGUGGAGGUGGCAGUCAAGCAAUCCGAAGGGCUUUGCAAGUACUGUUGAUUAAUGUUUAACUUACACCACAAAGCAAGGAUGUGAAUGGAGAGAAGUGAUCACAUUUUUAUUAUGCAAAUGGCCUUUUAGUUUUUAGCUGGUUUGUAAUCGUUGUGAUUAUCAGCACUGGUUAUUAAUCUUCGAUUAAUAUUUUAUAGGUGAAUAGCUAUUAAGAUAAAUAUUUGGUUGAGGGAAUCCAUGACUAUGAGUAUGUAUUAGAAAGCAAAUGAUCACAGUAUGCAUUCACUUAGUAUCAUAGCACAUCAAUCACAUUUAUCAAAUGGAUAUUUAUGGAUAGUUAAGUCUUUCAUCUACCAAGGUAUUUUUAAUUAAGAACACUUACCAUCCAUUAUGUACGUUGCUUCCAAUAAUCAACUUGUAAGAGAUGGUAAUGUUAUUGAACCACAGUGCAAUCCACCUGCCUUUUGUAAUUAUAAUCUAAUCUGGUAAUAACCAAGAUAGAAGCUUCUCAUUUUAAAACAAGACAGAUGGUUACUAUAACGUCUUAAUUUUGAUUAGACACAUUAUUUCUACCUUGUGUUUGUCUGCUUUCCCUUAGCUCGAUUAGGCACAUUAGCCACUAAGACAACAAAAAAACAUUUGACUUUUAUAUCAUGAUACUGCUAGACCUCACUUGUGUUUUCUAAUUUUUUCCAUAUAUGGUGUUGGUGAGACAACUGUAUAGGGCAGGUGGCAUUUGUGCACUAAAUUGUUUUUAAUUCUGAUUGCAGAAAUAACUUACUGGGCUGUUUCUGCAUAAGUAGUUUAUUGCUAUUUUUAAUCAUGUAUAAUAUCCUAUGGAGGUGGCCUACAUCAUUUAUUUCUUGGCACUAACUGGACGUGAUGCGGCACAUGGAUUGACA